Molecule: messenger RNA, 359 nt
Organism: Racocetra fulgida
Lineage: Eukaryota; Fungi; Glomeromycota; Glomeromycetes; Diversisporales; Gigasporaceae
Source: the annotation of a GenBank genome assembly
UGCUAACUAUAUCAUUGUUGAAGAUUCUGAUUCUUUAACAAACUCUAGUUUAUCAAAUAGUGACUUGGAUUUUUUUAAUAAUUUGGAUUUUUCAACUAACUACAUAUUAUCAGAUAACAGUUCGGAUCUGCAUUUAGAUAAUAGUUCGGAUUUGCAUUUAGAUAAUAGUUCGAAUUUGCAUUUAGAUAAUAGUUCAGAUUUGCAUUUAGAUAAUAGUUCAGAUCUGCAUUUGGAACUACAAGCAAAGAUUAUUAUUAAUGUUGAAAAAAUUUCUUAUAAAGUAAAUGGACGAGGUCAUGCGAUGGCAUUAGAUGAUGAAUGUGAUUAUGAUGCAUUCAUUACCGAGUGCAAAAAUCUAA